Molecule: messenger RNA, 2964 nt
Organism: Plasmodium cynomolgi strain B
Lineage: Eukaryota; Apicomplexa; Aconoidasida; Haemosporida; Plasmodiidae
Product: 1-deoxy-D-xylulose 5-phosphate synthase
Exons: 2
Coding region: 1-2964 (987 amino acids)
Biological process (GO): terpenoid biosynthetic process
Molecular function (GO): 1-deoxy-D-xylulose-5-phosphate synthase activity
Source: RefSeq, a predicted model, not a curated record
AUGAUAAUGGUAACAUCCUCUCUCCUGUUUUUGUUCGCACUGAUCAUCACCUCCAUGUAUGUCAGUUUAAACGCCGCCAGCGGCAAAUGCGAAGUAAGUAGAAACGUCAAGUACCUGAAGCAGUUAAACAGGAUUACCACGAAAAAGCAUUAUUUGUGUAAAAUUUUUAAGGACAGCUUCCCCUGCUUUUUUGGCAUCUCUGGGUAUGACCCAAAUGGCAGUAAUGGUAGGCUGCUGAAUCGUGCUUCUACACAGUUGAAUCAGUUAAAAAUAAAAAAUGAGAUCUGCCCCAGGGGGAGGCAUUGUGAUGAGGUGCAAGCAGAAAGGGCAGGACAAGAAAGGAACCCCCCACGUGAUGACAAAAGCAUAGAUAGCCUUAAGGGAGGUACCAAAUGGUUCACACAGGAUGGACACCGCUACUCCGUUAACGCAAAUAAAAAUCCACGUGGUGGAAGCAGUGGCAGCUCUACACACACACACACUCCUAAACCACCAAAUGUGUUAUUCAUAAAUUACCCCGAUUUGAAGCAAUUGAAGCAAUUGAAGCAACUGAAGCAAUUGAAGGAGUAUGGCCUGAGGAGGGGGGACGGUUUUAUCACCGGGAAGGCGGCCUUUUUACACACCUGUGAAGGGAACCCACCAGGGGACUACUCCAUCAGCGCGACUCUAGGAAAGAAGCUGUUCAACGUCAAGAACGAGGACACCCAAACAGGGAUAGAGCCACAAUUCACAGGUACGAAUAAAAAGAGCAAUGAUGCAAAGGACCCCCCCCCUAAUUUGAAUGCCCUCUUUGAUCAAAUAAACAGCUACAUAGAUCUGAAAAAGUACAAAAAUACAUAUGGCGAGGAAAUUUUUAACCAAAUAGUUAAAUUAUACGUACAUAGGGAUAUCCCCGAAAAUUACGAACAGUUAUUUUUUAUCGAACCGACGGAGAAAAGCGUCGCAUUGGAGGUAGACAGAUAUGAUGAGGACCAAUUUGAAAAACUGAUUCGAGAAGAGUUCCAAAGAAAUGGAGUCCUCAUAAAUAACAUUAGUAAAAAUUACUACAAAAGGGAAAAUAUCAAGAAGGUUCUCAAGGUCCUAAAUUAUUUACCUCUAUUAAAAUUAAUCAAUAACCCAAGUGAUUUGAAAAAAUUGAAACAGCAAUACCUACCUCUACUGGCUCACGAAUUAAAAAUGUUUCUUUUUUUCAUGGUUAACAUAACUGGUGGUCAUUUUUCCGCUGGGCUAAGCUUGCUAGAGGUGCAGCUGUUGUUACUGUAUCUGUUUGAUCAGCCCCAUGAUGAUGUGAUCUAUGACAUUGGCCAUCAGGCCUACGUGCAUAAAAUACUCACGGGGAGGAAGUUCCUUUUUUUAUCGCUAAGACAGAAGGAGGGAAUAUGUGGCUUUUUAAACAUUUUUGAAAGCACCUACGACAAGUUUGGAGCUGGACAUAGCUCUACUGCACUGAGUGCAAUCCAGGGGUUUUACGAAGCCGAUUGGCAGGCAUGUCAGAAGAGAAGGACCGCUCAAUCGGAAGGGAAAGAAGCACACCCCUUUGAAGAGACAAAAAAUAUCACUUUUAUCCAACCCGGUGAAGGGGGAACAAUCCAUGCAAGGGAGAACCAUCAUGCGAGUCAUCCGAAGGUAGUAGUAGUAGGAGGGACCACACAACAGAGUGCCUACCCUGGGCGAAAUAACUCAGCUGAUCAUUUGAACAAAGUGCAUAUUGCCAUCAUUGGGGACGGUGGCCUAACCGGUGGUAUGGCGCUGGAAGCACUAAAUUACAUUUCAUUUUUAAAUUCCAAAGUGCUAAUUAUUUAUAAUGACAAUGGGCAGGUCUCUCUCCCCACUAAUGCACCCAGCAUCUCGGGGCAUCGGCCAAUCGGAUCCAUCUCUGACCACCUGCACAGCUCUCUCACAAAGAAAAGUGGAAAAGGAGACAGCCAACAUCCCAGUGAUAGGGAAAAGAACAACCUUUUCGAAAAUUUGAACUACGACUAUGUGCAUGUCCAAAACGGAAACAAUACAGAAGCUCUUUUCAACGCGCUGUCGUCCUUUAAAAAGGGCAAUAUGAAAAGAGCCACUGUUUUGCAUGUCUGUACGAGCAAAACCAGUGAGUUUAUAAACGCAAGGGCACCGAUAACUGUGAUGCAUUCAAUUAAGAAGAACGAAAUCUUUCCGUUCAAUGUGGAUACGCUGAGCUCCGAUGGGAGGGAUGUUAAGUCUGCAGGACACAGCUCCUAUAGCCAGAAUGAUAGACCGCACGGUGGCAAAUGCAACUCCGGGACAGCACAACACGAGAAUAUGUUCUCCAAGAAAACCUUCACAGAUGUGUACACAGAAGAAAUGCUAACAUAUUUGGAGCGAGAUAAAAAUAUCAUCUUCAUUUCUCCAGCCAUGCUAGGGGGCUCCGGAUUAGUUAAGAUUAGUGAGAAGCACCCCAACAAUGUAUACGACGUGGGGAUUGCAGAGCAGCACGCAGUAACCUUCGCUACAGCCAUGGCCAUGAAUAAAUCGCUAAAAAUUCACCUAUGCAUUUAUUCUACAUUUAUGCAAAGAGCAUAUGAUCAAAUAAUACAUGACUUGAAUUUGCAGAAGGUCCCAUUAAAGGUUAUUAUCGGUAGGAGCGGCUUAAUCGGAGAAGAUGGAGCUACCCACCAAGGAAUCUACGACCUUACUUUUUUGGGUGCCUUGAACAAUGCGUGCAUUAUAUCUCCGAGUAACCAAGUAGACUUGAAGAAGGCGCUCAAAUUUUGCUACCACGAUGACAACACUGUAGGUGGAUUUUCAACCCACUUCAAUAAUUACCUAAUAGAGAAGAAUUACAUUUCCAGGCACCACUUAUCUGUUCAUAAUAUUUACCUACCGAAUGAUCCCAUUGAACACGCCACGUAUGUGGAGCAACACGUAGAUGUAAAAAUGGAUUCUUGCAGCUUAGUGAACAGAAUAAAGAAUUUCUUACAAGGAGAGGUGUCCAAUUGA